Molecule: messenger RNA, 2305 nt
Organism: Polyodon spathula (Mississippi paddlefish)
Lineage: Eukaryota; Metazoa; Chordata; Actinopteri; Acipenseriformes; Polyodontidae
Product: isocitrate dehydrogenase [NADP] cytoplasmic
Exons: 9
Coding region: 144-1391 (415 amino acids)
Biological process (GO): isocitrate metabolic process
Cellular component (GO): peroxisome; cytosol; mitochondrion
Molecular function (GO): magnesium ion binding; isocitrate dehydrogenase (NADP+) activity; NAD binding
Source: RefSeq, a predicted model, not a curated record
CAAGGGGUACUCUGGUUUAAGGCGACCGGUUUACACAGAGGAACGGUAGCUGUUCGAGGGUUCAUUGCCAAUCGGACUUCUACAUACAUUCGAGAUCAAUUUUCACCUUAUUCUACAAAAUACAGUUUUGCAAAGGUCUGAAAAUGUCACAAAAAAUCAAGGCGGGUUCAGUGGUUGAAAUGCAGGGAGAUGAGAUGACAAGAGUCAUCUGGGACUUGAUUAAGGACAAACUCAUCCUGCCCUAUGUGGAGCUGGACCUACACAGCUAUGACCUGGGAAUAGAGAACAGAGAUGCCACUGAUGACCGGGUCACAGUGGAAGCAGCUGAAGCCGUCAGGAAGUACAGCGUGGGGAUCAAGUGUGCCACCAUCACCCCAGACGAGAAGAGGGUGGAGGAGUUCAAGCUGAAGAAGAUGUGGAAGUCUCCCAACGGGACGAUUCGUAAUAUCCUGGGGGGCACCGUGUUCAGGGAGGCAAUCAUCUGCAAGAACAUCCCACGGCUGGUGCCCGGCUGGCUCAAACCCAUCAUUAUUGGCCGUCAUGCUUUUGGGGACCAGUACAGAGCUACAGACUUCGUGGUCCCCGGCCCAGGCAGAGUUGAAAUGAAGUACACUCCGAAGAGUGGCAGUGAGCCAGUCACAUACCUUGUGCAUGAUUUUGAAGACUGUGGUGGUGUAGCUCUGGGCAUGUUCAACCUGGACCUGUCUAUCAGAGAUUUUGCACACAGCUCGUUCCAGAUGGCCCUGACCAAGAGCUGGCCCCUCUACCUGAGCACCAAGAACACCAUCCUGAAGCAAUACGAUGGCCGCUUCAAGGACAUCUUCCAGGAGAUCUAUGAAAAGGAAUACAAGUCCCAGUUUGAAGCGAAGGGAAUCUGGUAUGAGCACAGGCUGAUCGAUGACAUGGUGGCGCAGGCUAUGAAGUCUGAAGGAGGCUUUAUCUGGGCCUGCAAGAACUACGAUGGAGAUGUGCAGUCUGACUCUGUCGCUCAGGGCUAUGGCUCCCUGGGAAUGAUGACCAGUGUGCUGAUCUGUCCGGAUGGAAAGACUGUAGAAGCAGAAGCAGCUCACGGCACUGUGACACGGCACUACCGCAUGCACCAGCAAGGCAAAGAGACCUCCACCAACCCCAUUGCCUCGAUCUUUGCCUGGACCCGGGGGCUGGCUCAUAGAGCUAAGCUUGAUAAGAAUGCAGAGCUGCGCACCUUUGCCACUGCCCUGGAGGAGGUCUGCAUAGAGACCAUUGAAUCCGGCUUCAUGACCAAAGACCUGGCAGCGUGCAUUAAGGGGCUGCCCAAUGUACAGCAUUCUGAUUACUUGAACACCUUUGAGUUCCUGGACAAGCUAGCAGAGAACCUGAAGGUGAAACUGACCUCCCAGCCCAAACUGUGAGACCGGCCCGGAACACCGCCUGGAUCACUGGAGAAUGUAUAAAUAUACAUCUACAUACAGCUGUGUCUUGUGUUUUAAACAAAGCUGUCCUUUUGUACUAUUCAUGAAAUGGCCAGUUUUGAAUAAGAACCAUGCCACCAUUAACUCUUGUUUGGUUGCAGUAAGAAAAUCGUUAAUAAUUGUUUCUAAACACUAGUGUUCCAUUUCCUUUUACAAUCAUGAUAAAUAGUAUGGCUCUAUUAGGAUGCUAAAUCUAACAAUACACAGGGCAACUCUUAGACAUGUAUGUUGUGUUCAUCAUUUAGAAGUAUAUAAACUACAAUAUGAACAGCAGCUGCCUAUUGCCUUUUUGGAAAACAGUUGCAAAGUUGUUGUUUUUUUUUUUUUUUACCUAUGUUGCAAGUAUCAUAACAGGGACAGUCACACUUUUAAAAGUUUGGCACUGUAGUUUUUUGUAUGGGUCAGAAUUAGUCUUGGAGUGGAUGAUUUAAAAAAAAACUACAUUUUACUACAUUGAAACAUUGUAACAUUUUUAUCUGCUGCUGUUUUUGUACAGUUUUGUGAUGCCUCUCUUUACCCCUCCCAAACAGUGCUGAUCAUUUCCAAGCAUCUCAAACGAUAGCCUUUUACACACCGAUGACCCUGUAAGAGCGUCUCAGGGCUGAGUUAGUGCUGUUCAGUUUGUUCAUUGAUCUUAACAAUUUCCUUUGAUAAUACGCUGGAUUUCUGUAUUACAACAGAAUAGCCUGGUCUCAUUUCAGUUAGAAUAAAGGGUCCGUUGCUUUCAUUUUAAAAAUGGAUCUCAAGUAUGUUCUCUCAAGUCGUUCUAAUUAUGUGGAUAGAGGAAAUUAAACUCUAGGUGAAACCAUUAACGUGUAAACCCUCAAACUUGAAAAUAAAACGAUUCACCCAUA